UUAUUCUAUCUACUGUACAUGCCGUCAAUGGGUUCGCUGCCUUGUGAAGAAGAAAUAUCGAACCACAACAUUGCUAAAGAAGAAGAAGCAGGAGAUGAAGUUCCUGCAAACUGGAGGAGAAACCUGGACCGUGACACUGUGGUUUUGAUUUGGACAUGGCCGUUCGGACGUCGGUUCAAGAUGGAGUCUUGCAGCAAGCUGUUCAACAUCACAGGCUGUCGCUUUACAGACAACCGAAGCGAGUACGAGAAAGUUCACACAAUCAUUUUCCAUCACAGAGACAUCCAGGAUAACGUCUACGAGCUGUUGAGGAUGAGGAGACCACUGCUGCAGAAGUGGGUCUGGAUGAACAUGGAGUCUCCCGGGAAUUCCCAGAGACGAGCUCAGCUCGAUGGGUUGUUCAACCUGACGACGAGUUAUCGCAGAGAUUCGGAUGUUUGGGUUCCUUACGGGAGAAUCAUAGAAGCAUCUGAGGAGGACAAAGCCUUCCAAAUCCCACCGAAGGACAAAUUAGUGUGCUGGAUCGUCAAUAACUGGAACACACGCUUAAAAAGAGCCCCAUAUUUUUAUGAAUUAGGGAAACAUGUUCAGAUUCACACGUACGGCGGGGCAUUUGAAAGACAACUAAGUCUAGAAGAGUAUUACAAAACCCUGUCCAGCUGUAAAUUCUACUUAGCAUUCGAGAACUCCAUCCACAAAGACUACUUCACAGAAAAACUGUUUAACCCCAUGAAAUUCGGCACGGUUCCUGUGGUUCUCGGUCCACCCAGGGAGAACUAUGAGGAAUUCAUUCCAGCAGAGUCAUUCAUUCACGUGGACGAUUUCAAAUCCCCUCAAGAACUGGCAGAACAUCUCACAUUUCUGGACCAGAACCAGGAAGCUUAUGAACAGUACUUCACCUGAA
This is a messenger RNA of Ictalurus furcatus (blue catfish), 904 nucleotides long. Its product is annotated as 4-galactosyl-N-acetylglucosaminide 3-alpha-L-fucosyltransferase 9-like. NCBI's taxonomy places the organism in Eukaryota, Metazoa, Chordata, Actinopteri, Siluriformes, Ictaluridae. Gene Ontology annotation, molecular function: alpha-(1->3)-fucosyltransferase activity. Gene Ontology annotation, cellular component: membrane. The record is from RefSeq and is a predicted model, not a curated record. The transcript has a single exon. The coding region runs from base 19 to 903 and encodes 294 amino acids.